AUGAUGAAUAGCAAACAAAUCACUUCCGCUCUCAUGAAAUUGGGCAGCCCUCACAAUAAGAAAUCUAAAUUAUUAUUAUUGUUUCCAACAUUAUCAUCACUCAACUUGAAACAUCAACGUGAACCUCUCUCAUUCUUUCUACGAAAGUCGCACGAGGAUGAACGUAUUUUUUCCUCUUCUAUUGUGAUGAUGAUGAUGGGAGGAAAUAAUAUCGCCACGAGAAGGCACUUCUCUCUUUCAUCUUUAACGUUGUCGUCGUCAUCCACAACAACAUCACCUUCUGCAGAGGAUGGUAAGCCAAAAACAACAAGUUCCGAUUCUUCCGAAGAUAUUACCAUGUUGAGUCUCAUACUUUCUUCUAUAAAAUUUAGAGGACAAGAAGAUUUUACUGCAAAGGAUCCCUUGAGAAAAUAUCCCACUUUAUAUCUUGUGGUUGCAUUAUUGAUUCUUGGAUAUUCAUAUGCUAUUAUUUCUGCCCUUCUUUCAUCCGACAUUGUUUUGGAAAAGAUCAUGUUUGAUGAAAAUGGUGAAUUAAAUUUGCAGAAAUUAGCUGCUCUUCCAUUGAGCUUAUACGCCUUGCAUAAAUUAAAGGAACACCAUUUAAAGGACAUUGAGAAUGCUCUCUCUACUUCGAAUAGAAAAUAUGCAUUGCAACUCUUAUUUCAGAUGUGUUUAGAUCGAUCAUUAGCAAAAGUGAUUUUCAAGGAUUCGUAUUGUUUUUUCAAAGUAAUGGACAUUUUGGAUACUGAUACAUCUCUAGAUGACAAUGAAAAGGAAUGGGCGGUCGCUUUACUUAAAUUAUUUAGUUCUGUUGAGGCCACUCAUCCACAUCUUCUGGAAAAAUUUCAUGUUUGGUCCAAUCUAAAUUUUAAAUCGAACGAAAAGUUACAGAAUCAUUACACGACCAUAUUAUAUAAUUUAUUAUCCAAUAAGGAUACACGAAGCCAGUUGACAGAGAAGAGGAUUGAGAACUUGCUGCAGCUUUCUUACAAUUUGAAAAAGUCAACAAGUGACAAUGAAAGGCUUUCUCAUAUGAAUACAUAUAACUGUGCGACACUGAUUAGAACAUCAAAAUAUGACGACGAAUCCAUCUCAAAACACGAUAAAAUUAUGGACAAAUAUUUGAAAGAUUUCGAAUGGGCGAGGUAUCUUUCAAAUAACAUGGCUCUGCCUUUCCUUACAUUUGGUUACGCCUACCUUAGAUACAGACUUAGAAUUAGCAAACUACCACCAAUACCAGAUAUUAAUUUGAACAAGCUUGCACUCAAGAACUCUCUUCGUUCAACAAUUGUAGUAUCCUUGUUGGCAUUAUCUGUGACAGGUGUUGACUAUUUGGAAUACAAGAAAGGAUUGUAUGGUCAUUUGGAAUACAAUUACAGAUCUAAGCUAAAAUCAAGAGCGACACGUCAAGAAGUUGAGAAAGUGAUUGAAAACUUUUUAGGGCCCAUUUUCAUUGCGUGGAUUUUUGGAAAGUAUGAAUUUAUAAUUCUUCCAUGCAUUAUUUUACAAUUGACAGCAGGCUCCAACCCCAAUUUCCUAAUGAGACACCGAUAUGGCCUUCCUGAUGAUUAUGUUAAGGAACAAGAACAUUACAUUGAGGAAAAUACCGAGUCAACAAGAGUCAAAUCAAAUUAA
Messenger RNA from Naegleria fowleri, 1635 nucleotides. RefSeq lists its product as uncharacterized. Lineage: Eukaryota; Heterolobosea; Eutetramitea; Acrasida; Naegleriidae. The record is from RefSeq and is a predicted model, not a curated record. The coding region runs from base 1 to 1635 and encodes 544 amino acids. The transcript has 3 exons.